AUGAUCAAUCCGGUUGAUGAAGUAUCAAUUGAGUUGAGUAAUCUAGAUGAGGAGGGGGAAUCUUCCAAGCUCAAGGAAGAUGGAGGACACACAAGUACAAGCAGUGCUGCAGCAAAAAGAUCAAAACUGGAGAAGGUUGUUAUUAACAAAUAUCAACUUCAUGAUCAGCCAAAAAAAUUCCUUCCAAAGUGGGAAAACAUAUUUACUGUAGCAUCUGCAUUUGCUGUGUUCGUUGAUCCUUUGAGCUGCUACGUUCCCGUAAUCAUCGACGAUAGCACGUGCUACUAUUGGGACUACACCUUGAUGUGGAUAUUUUUCGCCUUACGAUCAGCCGGCGAUCUAUUUUAUGGAAUGGACAUUUUUGUUUUCAUAAAGCGUCGCGGCAAUGUUAAUGCCAAGCCAUUUGGGGCCUCCUGGACAAAGUAUUUUGGCGGUCCUGAUUCCACAAUUUGGAAGGUGUUGAAUGGCCAGAAAUCGCUUAGGUUCUUAGGCAUUGUACCUCGCAUUUGUGCUGCUCUUCCCAUUCUACAGGCAAUCAUACUCACCGGACAACAUACAUACUUUGGUAAAAUAUACAGUAAUCUUUUUUAUCUAAUUCCAAUCCAAUAUACUUUACGGGCUUAUAAUCUCUACCAAUGGCUCGAUCGGCAUGCUAAAAUAGAGACGGCAGUAAAAAGAUUUCUUAAAUCUGCUCUGGACUUCCUUCCAUUCAUCCUUGCUUCUCAUAUCUUCGGAGCCUUGUGGUACUAUUUUGCUGUGGACCGAAAGAUAGUUUGUUGGGAGGAGCAUUAUUGUAAAUCGUGUGGUCGUGAAACGCUUGAUCCUUUAUUCUAUUGCGACAGUUUUUCAAAACCAAGAGGUCUUCUAUUUCAGAAUAUGUCGAGUUUACGGGAGUCGUGCGCUGUACAACCUUCAGAAAAUGUAACAAGUUCUCCUUUCGAUUUUGGUAUAUAUCUAUACGCUUUCCAAUCUAAUAUGACAAGCUCAAGAGAUCUUCCAGUGAAGAUGUUGCAGUGUAUUUGGUGGGGCCUGCGAAAUUUGAGUUCUUUUGGUUCAAACCUCAAUACCAGUUUCUUUGAGGACGAAAUCAUCUUUUCGAUUGUGAUCUCUAUAAGUGGCUUGGCACUAUUUUUAGUAUAUCUAAAUUCAAGGGUGCAGGGGUCGAAAAAAGUGUCAGAUCACCUUAAAUUGCAACAAAAGAUUGAAACGAUAUAUUCAAACACAAUAGAGCAAAUGCGUAAUAUGUGUAACUUGGCUUCACUAAAGAAAGUGCCGUUGCUUGAACAUACAGAUGAGAAAGUAUUAAAUGCAAUAUGCCAGUAUCUUAAGCCGGUGAUGUAUAGCAAGGAUGUUUAUAUCAUUCGAGAGGGAGAACCACUUCGAAAGAUGCUUUUCAUCACAAAAGGCACUGCAUUAACUUACACUAUUAAGGGUGGAACAAAUGUGUGCAAGUGCCUUGAGAAAAGUGAUUUUUAUGGAGAAGAACUUCUAAAUUGGGCAUUCAAAUUUUGCUCAUUUUCUGAGUUACCUUUCUCCACUACAACUCUUUUGUCCCAAACAAAGGUUGAAGCAUUUUCAAUUAAGGCCCACCACUUGAAGUCAAUUGUCGCUCAAUUUUGGUGGCAUUUUCAGAGAGAGCUUCCUCGUUCUCAGUUGGAGCAUUUUGCAGCUUCUUCCAUACAGGCAUUCUGGCGCCGUCGCCGUCGUGCAAAGGCUAAGGGAGCAUUUUCUGAGGAAGCUUCCUCGUUCUCAAUUGGAGCGUUUUGCAGCUUCUUCCAUACAGGCAUUUUGGCGCCCCGUCGUGCAAAGGCUAAGGCCUAA
This is a messenger RNA of Prunus armeniaca (apricot), 1821 nucleotides long. The record is from the annotation of a GenBank genome assembly. Lineage: Eukaryota; Viridiplantae; Streptophyta; Magnoliopsida; Rosales; Rosaceae.